AUGAAACCGCAAGAAAUACCACAGUAAGCUGCUUAAAGUGAUCAUGAGUUUGAUAAACAUCAUCAUCAUGAAAGUUAGGCAGAUGAUCAUGGCGAUGAACAUCACUUGCGAGAAUACACUUAAAAGGAGUUGAGGAGUAUCAAAAUCUAGGGUGUUAUUUGUUUAAUUGGAGGAAUUGCUCUACACUUUGUACUCGGAACAUUUUAUCUCUGGGGUGGAAUUAGUAGGCAUUAGUUAUUUAUUUAGGUCCCUAUGUUGGUGCUUAUAUGAAAGACAAGGAUCCAAGUGUCACAUAAUCGACACUCUAGAUCAUAUUUCCUAUAUUAGGAAUUGGAUUAUUUUCUGUCCUCUCGUUUGGAGUAAAAUUAGCUCAACGAAUCGGAUACAAAACAAUGGUUGGAUUGGGUGGGAGCAUCAUAUCGCUGGCCUUUUUAAUAUUGUCAUUCAUAAACAACAUUUACGCAUUCAUUUUCAUAUAUUGUUUCAUGGUUGGUAUUCCAUCUGGAUUAGUAUAUAUGUUACCCAUAAGUAAGAUAUUAUUAAACGUGUAGUUUGUGGUUGGAAAUUCUUUCCCUUCAAUAGAGGAAUGGUGUCUGGUUUGAUUAUUGCAGGAUAUGGAUUUGGAGCAUUUAUUUUUAAUUUUGUGUGUAAGGCAAUUUGUAAUCCAAAUAAUGAGGAACCAAGUGUUCCUUUUGAGGAGGAUGGAAAAAUCAAAAAAUACUUCCCCAAAGAUGUGUUUAAACAUGUUCCCUUCAUGUUUCAGAUGAUGGCAUUGUAACUAUCUUUAUAUAUAUAAUUUUAGAUCCUAUUUUAUAUUAACAAUAAUAGCCACAUUAUUAAUAAAAUAUCCAAGGGAUCUUCAUCUUGAAUAUUAGGCUGUUUUGGGGGAUGGAACCAAGAAACCAAGUGGAAUAAAUCAUGAGAAAUCAAUUGAUUAUCAUCCAACAGUGUUACAUGCAGAAUGCGAGACUCUAGGAUAAGGAAUCAAAUCAAGGCCCUUUUGGUUUUUGAUAGUCAUGGUUUUAUGCUCAGUUAUCUUUGGGUUAUUGAUGGCAAAUUGUUACAAAGUGUUCGGUUAAACUGUAAAAUCUAAAUGAUCUAUAAUUUUAGCUUGGGAUUGAUGACUCAAGUUUGACUGUUCUUGGGUCUGUUUAGUCGGUAUGUAAUGGAGGAUCAAGAUUUUUAUGGGCUGUGUUAUUUGAUAAAUAUGGCUUUAAGAAACUCUAUUUAGUUAUUUCAGUAAUUAAUCUGAUUUGUAGUGCCACAAUCGGAUACAUUAAUAAUAGCUAUGCUGGAUAUUUUAUAAUUUUAUGUUUGACAAUGUUUUGUGAAGGUGGUCUAUUGUCAUGUUACCCUGCUGUUAGUGCUAAGGUGUUUGGGCAUAAAGUAAAUAAAAUACUAAUGUGUAGGUUGGACCUGUCAUAUAUGGAGGUUUAUUCUUUGUGAUAGGCAUAUCAAACAUGUUGGGAUACUUGUUGUACAAAUUUGGAGAACCGAAAAUAGGGUACAAUGGAGUAUUUUGGAUUGUAUUUGGAUUUUGUUGUGUGGCAUUUGUCUUGGGUGUGUUAUUUAAGGAGGAACAUGAAUGGAAGAAGGAAAAAAAAUGA
Molecule: messenger RNA, 1607 nt
Organism: Paramecium octaurelia
Lineage: Eukaryota; Ciliophora; Oligohymenophorea; Peniculida; Parameciidae
Source: the annotation of a GenBank genome assembly